This is a messenger RNA of Hyphopichia burtonii NRRL Y-1933, 1163 nucleotides long. RefSeq lists its product as uncharacterized. Bases 72 to 1163 code for a protein of 363 amino acids. The record is from RefSeq and is a predicted model, not a curated record. NCBI's taxonomy places the organism in Eukaryota, Fungi, Ascomycota, Pichiomycetes, Serinales, Debaryomycetaceae. The transcript has a single exon. Gene Ontology annotation, biological process: positive regulation of DNA-templated transcription, elongation; regulation of transcription by RNA polymerase II. Gene Ontology annotation, cellular component: cyclin/CDK positive transcription elongation factor complex; nucleus. Gene Ontology annotation, molecular function: cyclin-dependent protein serine/threonine kinase activator activity.
CGCCUCUUAAAAGACCCCUUAGUGAGAGUCCGUCGCAAACAAAAGUGGCGGGAACUCCACCACCAAAGUUGAUGCCAUCAAUAGUACAAGUCUCAAGACCCUUUUUCACCUCAUCAGAAUUAUCAUACUUACAUUCAUUUACCAUUCCAGAUCAUAAAAAAAUAGGAUACAAUCAAAGAAAACACCAAAUAUUCCAGUAUAUUUUCCAAAUAUGUAAGAGCUUGAAGUUACCUUUAAGGGUAUUAAAUACCACAAUGAAUUAUUAUCAACGAUAUUAUCUAUUUAAUAAAUUUGAGGAAAUGAAUGAAGAAUCAGAAAUUGUCGAAGAAAAUGACCCAUUCAUAGUUUCUUUAGCUUGUUUAUUCUUAGCAAGUAAAAAUGAAGAUUGCAUCAAGAAAUUAAGAGACAUUUUAAUUAUAUCGAAUAAAUUAAGAGAUUUAGAUGAAUCGACAAUUAAUAUUGAUCAUCAAAGAAAAAUUAUUAUGAAUCUUGAAUUUAAAUUAUUACAAAUUAUAAAAUUUGAUUUCAUAAAUGGUUCAAAUAAUAUUCCUUCUCCUGAUCAAUUAGUAGUUACCUUUAGUAAAAAAUUAGGACUCGAUUAUAAAAGUUCAAUGUUUAGUUGGUUAAUUACUUUUGAUAUUAUGUCAACUCCUUUAUGUUUAAUCAUUCCUCCUCAUUGUAUUGCUUUAGCAAUCAUUAUUGUCACUCUUAACUUAAAACCAAAGCACUUAUCAACAAAAUAUAAUAAAGUUGAAGAUGAAAAUACCGAUUAUCAAGAUAACUUAAUAAAAAUCUUGGAAAAAAUUGAUUCUUUCAAAGAUUUUAAAUGUCCUGAACCUUUGGUUAAUGAGGGAAUAAUUUAUAUUCUAGAUUAUUACAUUCAUCAAAUGAAUUUUUCAAUUUUAAAUGAUUAUAUACCUUCAAUUGAUCCCGAACUGGGUAAAGAACAAAUUUUCAAAUUUAUGGAUUUAAAAUCAAGGUUUAAUGACUUAAAAAUUUUAAAUGAAGCUUCUACUAAUAAACCUUUGCUUCAACAAGAUUUUUACUUGAAAAAAUGGGAUUAUUCAAUCGGCUUAAAAGGUUCGGUUAGAUUUAUGUUAGGUAAUAAGAGACGUAGAUUUGAUCAAGAGUUUGAUCUUAAUGAAUCAAAGCCAAAAUCAUAA